Molecule: messenger RNA, 3364 nt
Organism: Limulus polyphemus (Atlantic horseshoe crab)
Lineage: Eukaryota; Metazoa; Arthropoda; Merostomata; Xiphosura; Limulidae
Product: sorbin and SH3 domain-containing protein 1-like
Exons: 29
Coding region: 211-3231 (1006 amino acids)
Molecular function (GO): protein binding
Source: RefSeq, a predicted model, not a curated record
CAACCACCUGAUAAGCCCAGAAAAACGGGCCUUUCAAGGUCGCUGUCGACCAAACGUUGCCGCCAUCCUUCUUCGGUGAAAAUCUACUAAAAAUCAUUGUAGCGUAGUUAGUGAAGAGACAGGUUCGAAGCGCUCUCUGCAUUCAGAUGAUGCAAUAAAACUGUAAUGAUAAUUUAAACAAUAUAUAUAUAUAUAUAGAAAAUUGUUAUCAUGGCUGACAAUUCAUUUCUCUCCUGCUCUAUUGGCUCGCAACUUCCCACAAAUCUACUGGUUCUUAAACCGACUAUAGUAAGAAGAAGACUUCUCAAGCUGAACCCUGUUACAAAGCCUGGCACCCAGGAGAACAAAGACAAAGUGGAAGAACCUCUUAAAACUGUGAAUGGAGGACCGGCAGAAACCAACGUUCAUUCUACACCCGAAGAGAAAACGGAAGAGGUUGUGGAUUCUGUGGACAUGCCAGUACCAAGAGAAAACGGCAGCCCAAACGAGAUGAUGUACAAAACAAGCACAACGUUAGACAUUAAUGAAGACGUUGAAACCGCAAAUGACGUUACUUCACUAUCCACAACUUCCAGUUCUACCGGAUCUUGUGCAACUACAAUUGUUGCCAAUACUGACUGCCAGGAGUCACAGCGAUGGGAUGAAGCACAAUCGACUAGGAACAGCAGCAGUCCGCAGAUACCCAAAAAAGCAGAAAACGGAACCAAAGAGGGUGAAAACCAAGAGGAACAUUCCAUUUCAAGUAAUCGCUACUCACCAAUAAACGUCACCAUAACCAGUACCAGCAGAAAAGUAUGGACGCCUGGACAGCCAAUUUCUUGUGCUUCCUCGGAAACGAAAAGUCAGGAAUUGAGACGCGAAGAUGAGAAGUCUAAGUUCAAGGACGUUUCGACAGUAAGACAGUCAAUUGGGAAUGGGCCAGACGAAAAUACACACUUCAAAAACAUGAAAAUGAACACAGAUGGAGUAAUAGUAGAAAAUGAUGAAAAUAAGAAACACCCAAAUGGGCACUGUCAAUGUCAUGGUUAUGACACUUGGAAAAUAUCAAACGCACCAUCAGAUCCUUCUAUACUCUCAUCAACCGGCGUAUCUUCUAACCGGUCGCAGCAUAAAAGUGUUCUAAACAACAUACAAUCAAAAGAAACAAAACGUGGACAAUCUUCAAGUUCUGUUUUACAACCAAGCAUGAAAGCUUCAUCACAUUCUCAAGUGGAAGGAGUUUGUAGGUUACCUGUAACUCAGAAUCCUAUCGUCAUUAUUAUGCAGAAGGCACGAGAAGGCCAACUGCCUAAAGGACCAUCAUACAUUGAUUCAAAACCAGAUCAUUUGAAAGAAAAAAGCCCCAGAAACAAAUACUAUAUAAACACAGUGUCAGAUUUAAACUUGAUGGGUGAGAAGAUACCAUCAAAGUAUUAUAGUUCCUGGCUACAAGACAAAGGCAUUCCUGAUGGUCUUCAAUUGGAUAGAAAGCUAAAUUACUGGGAAGUACAGGAUCAGUAUAAUAGUGACUGGUAUAGGUCUAUGUACAGGUCACUGCAUAGGCUGGAACAGCUAGAAGGGAAGGUUUCUCAUGCUGGUGGAUAUGUGUCUGAGCCUGAGUAUGACAGAAAGGAUUAUACUCGAGGUUCCAAAUGCACAAUCUAUGGACAUCGUUCUAAACAAGACAGAGAUCGAGGGCCUAAAGAACUUCUGCAGGAGAAACGAAAUUUUCAAUUGUCUCAGUUCCAACCUUCACAACGGACAUGUGAAGAAGUGUACAAAAAUCAGCCUUACAGCAUAGCAGAAUAUGAACCUGGUAAAUCAUCCAUUGCUCAAAAGCAAGCCAAAUUAGAAGAAGUUUACAAUGAAAAGCAAAAACAAAGAUCUCUUCUCCAGCAAGACCACUGUCCAAAACAGCCCUAUAUCUUCUCUGAUGGUUACGAAAGUGACUCAAUGUUAAUAAAGAAAACUGGGAAAACUGAUAUGGUGGAUCCUGAACAGCAGAAAGCUUGGUACCGAGAAAUACAGCGUGGAGGAGAGAUCCCUUUCACAGGACUUAGGAAGCGAGCACCGGAGAAACCCAAAGAACCGUUGAUUGGUCCACCACCACCAACACCCAGGCUCGAUGAGGCUGACAUCUUAACAGCAUAUUAUCCUAGCUACACCCGUGAACCAGCUUCCCCUCACCAAUACCAGGAAUCAGUAGUAAACAUUCACUAUCGAAGUCCAGUAAGGAACUUGGAAAAAGAUUAUAUCGACGAGGAAGAACUGAGACAUAAGCAAGAGGAUGCAAUGAGAAAAUUCUAUGAAGAAGAGAAAUACAAAAAGGAGCUUCAACAGCUGGAAGAAAUGGAAAAGCGUCGACAUAGUGAUAACUUUAUUCCUUCUCAGAAGUCUCCAAUUGCAUUAAACCGCUAUGAAGAUCCUUUUGGCUCUCCAACAACUCCACUUCCAAAGACUUCUGAACCUCGCGAUGUUGCCCGGGUUUUGUACAAUUUUACCGCACAUUCAGCUAAAGAGUUAAGUGUGAAGAAAGGUGACAUUGUCUACAUAACCAAAAAUAUCGAUAAAAAUUGGUUCUUAGGAGAACAUCAUGGGAUGGUAGGGAUAUUACCAUUCAGUUAUGUAGAGUUAAUACCACAAGAAGCUGUAAACCUCCAACCCAAGAAGACCAAAACAGAAGGAAAAGGUCUGGCUAAGUACAAUUUUCUUGUCCAAACACCACUAGAGCUUCCUCUGUACAAGGGACAGGAGUUGGCACUGAUUCAAAGGGUAGAUCAGAACUGGUACGAAGGAAGGAUUGGGAAUAACAGGGGGAUUGUACCUGUUUCUUACAUUGAAGUACUUAAAGAACCUGAUAACUCAGCACGUUCUGUGUCACCCAAGGCUCCUCUGGAUCCUAUAUUUUCUGGCAAGGAGCCAUCUUUCACUAGAAGUCCACAAGCAUGGGACCACCUACAGACUCCCAACUCCCAUAAUUCUGUGUCGCCCAGAGAUAAACAUCAGGUUAGAAGAACUUAUGAAGAUGAAAAAGAGCCCAUCACUCAGAGCCUUCACAUAGAUACUUACAACGGCUUAAUCCCCUACAGGGUCCUAUACUCACACAGACCUCAGAAUAAUGAUGAACUUGAGCUUCUUGAAGGAGACAUAGUUUAUGUUAUGGAAAAGUGUAAUGAUGGUUGGUAUGUGGGGACCUCCACAAGAACAGGGAUUUUAGGAACUUUUCCAGGAAACUAUGUUGUAAGAAUCUAACAUGUAAGAUGAACAAGUUGAAAAUCUAAGGAGAGAGAAAAAUUCCAAAAGAACAAUCAAAUGUUAAUAUUGUGUUUAAUUCUUACAUUACUUUUAAACUAUAGAAUUAGAAAUAUUUCAACUCUUUCAAUGC